AUGCUAAAGAGCAUGAAGAAGAAUCUCCCUGCGAAUGAGUAUGAGGAGCUUGAGAUUUUCUACGCAGCGAAAAAGGAAGGGUCUCUUCGCUCGCAGAACACUCGCAGAAUCCAUCCCAGCACCGCUAUGGCUGAACUCCGCAACAAUCACGAUGAGACAUUCCUCCUGCCUUACCUCGACCUGAGGUCGCUUUCUGAAGACCCAACGCGACUUCUAGGUUUGCUACACCACCGCAGCCAUUCCGAUCUGGAAGAUUGGGUCCUCUUCGACCGUCAGCAGUUCAGACCUGGCUUUCGUCUUGGCGCUCUGCACACGGCGUACAAUCCUCAUGCCGUCGUUGCGUACGGCGACCGCUUCGGCCAACUGGUGCAGUGGCAAGAAGACAAAGCUCAUAGGUGGGAUUACAUUGGGUACCCUUGUGCGCUCCAAAUCUUCCAAGCACAAUCCACACUCUCGUGUUUCCUCCGCAACAUCAAGCUCCUUCUGUCGAAAGGAAAUAAACACGCUGGCAGCGAUCACUGGUUCGAGAUGGUCGCAGUGGAAUUUGCGAGCAAGGAGCGCUUGAUUGGGCGAUCUGCGUAUCUCAAGCAGCCAUACUCAGCCCCUCCAGCGGUCAAUGUGCCGCACAUUCUCGAAAUCCUCCAAUCCCGACUUCGGAAGUCGAGCGAUGAGCUCAACUCUAUGCAAACCGACCCUCUGCUAUUCAGAGCUGCCACGGAAGCCGCUGAGAAGCAUCCUAUUUUCAACAUAGACGAGCAAACAGGGCAGACUUUGGCACCACACCUUCCUGAACCCGUGGCACUGAGCGUUAUCCGGUCUGAGGUUUGGAGGUACCUGGUGAGUGAAGCUCAGGCGUUCGCACAAGCGUAUAAGGUACAUCGUGACGCCGUGCGGGUGGGUGUGGUGUUGCCAUUAUCUUAUACAGCCCCGUUGCUCAGAUUUGAGGCUGCUCUGAAAUUCAGCUUGCAUCAGCUCAGCGCUCGACUCCGCCUGAUCCUACCUGCGCUUUCCGCGUUCAAGCGCCACUUCAAACGAAGCGAUCGUGGCAUCGAGGGAGUUCUCGACAACGAAACGGCGUACCGGACGGACCCGCUCUUCUGGAACCUCUGCCAGCUGGCAGGCAUGGAUACGGAGUUCAGCUGGGCGUUUAGCUUCCACCUCGACAAGAUCGACCAGCUCAUGGCCAACGGGAGCAACAAGACAAAAAAACGACUGGACCAAUAA
Molecule: messenger RNA, 1224 nt
Organism: Saxophila tyrrhenica
Lineage: Eukaryota; Fungi; Ascomycota; Dothideomycetes; Mycosphaerellales; Extremaceae
Exons: 2
Coding region: 1-1224 (407 amino acids)
Source: RefSeq, a predicted model, not a curated record